GCAUCCCAUCUCCUCAUCGACUCUACACGUACGCUGCGACGACUGGUGAAAGCAUUCAGGAUUUAUGUGACCGUGCCGGAUGUUAUAUAGGUGUGUACCUGUGGCAUGGGAUCUUUCCGCGAUUCCUAAUCUACUUCAAAUCGCUCGUCAUGUGAAGCUGAAGGAAGAAGUCUUGCCAUGUAAUUCUCUCAGCAGAACCACGGAACUUUUACGAGACUAAGCAUUCCGGUUUCCGGUUCUCUGGAUAUUACCUCGCUUUUGCUUGUUACGAUGCCCAGCUUUCGCAUGAUAACGAAUCAAUGUUACUUGCUACACAGGCUCCUUGGAAGGGCGUUUCGUGAUGGCGGACUUCUGAGCGGUGUCGUAAAUCCUUUGAGUGGUAACCAGCAAGUACCCCCGAGUCAGCUGGCAUUAGCGAGACAUACUCGACGUUCUGAAGCUGGAACAAUAUUCUGACGAAGAACCCGUCGGCUUGCGUUCAGCUGGAACAAGUAUCCUUGUACUAAAAGUGGAUGCUCAUACAGGCAAGGACCUACUGUAAACUGCUGUGCUGUAACUCAAGUGGAUGCACGAACACUUUCGCGCGUCUCAUGCAAGUGUUCUAUCAAAAGUGUUUCAAGGAGCCGCCAAACUCUGGUUGUUUCUUACACAGUGCGACCGCGGAUCUUACAUACACUCGAACUCUCAGGUUGCGUGUGACAUGUCCUAGGAGAUCCACCGUUGUGGUUGCAUACCCAUUCAAUUGCGCCUAUUUAUAGGAUGAAUAGAGGACAAUCUCUCUCCUAUGCCAGAGGAAUAUGACAAAAACUUUCAACCGGUUUGAAAUGAAUGGUUCCGUGAAAUAGGCAUAUGCAAUGAGGGGAAUAUAUGAAGGGGUCACCCGCAGUGCUACAGGAUAACGAUCUAUGCCCUCCAUGGACUCUUCGUUCGCCGAGCUGGAUAGCCUUGUCUCUUUGAUCAACUCCUCCGUCCAACAGAUUAAAGAGGAAUACACGAAACUCGGUCAACGCUUUCCAAGUCUAGAUGAUGUUGAAGAACAUCCAUUGGAUACCGCGCACUUUCCAGCGGGGCUGCAGACGGCUGUUCGUUGCAUCCAAGGGUCAUGCGCUCAAUUAUCGACCCUCGUCACUUCCCCUCCGCAAGCCUUGACCCUCCAUGGUAUGAGCCACUACAAUUCAGCCGCUCUUGGCGUCGUAACCAAUGCCAAGAUUGCGGAUCACUUAAAGGGUCACCCAGACGGCGUGCAUGUCUCCAAACUGGCAGAAGCAAGCAAGAUCGACCAAGGAAAACUUGCUCGAGUUCUUCGUUUCCUUGCAACGAGGCAUUGCUUCCGCGAAGUUGCACCCGACGUUUUUGCCAACAACCGUCUCAGCGCCAUGUUGCUAGCUGAUUCCCCUAUGUGGGCUCUUAUGGGUGUCUGCUCGGAUGAGAACCUUCGUGCAGCGUCCGCAUUUUACGAAACCUUGGCAGACCCUGUGACCGGUCCAUCUCCGGACAGUAAACAUGCACCUUGGAGUCGUGCCAUGGGCUAUGACGGUAACUUGUGGGACUUCUAUCAACAGGUGGACCCUGCUCGUGGAAAACGGUUUGGUGUUUCUAUGGUCGGAUUCAGUUCCUUAUCCAAGUUUGAUUCGAUGCUGCACGGGUUCCCAUGGAAGGAUCUUCCUCAAGGAACGGCUGUCUGCGACGUAGGGGGCGGUAUUGGCCAUAUCGCUAUGCACUUCGCCAAAGCCUGUCCUCAGAUUCGCGUGAUCCUCCAAGAUUUGCCGCCAACGGUUGAGCAGGCCAAACAGUUCUGGAAGGAUACAGCCACUGAUAUUGUAGACCAGGGACGGGUUUCUUUCGUCCCUAUUGAUUUCAUUAAGCAGUCUCCUGUUCCUGAACAGGAUAUCUACUAUCUAAAACACAUCAUCCACGAUUGGGCCGACCCCGACAGUAUCACCAUCUUGUCAAACGUCAAGAAAGCGAUGAAGCCUACUUCAAGACUGAUCAUUCAGGAGUUCGUCCUGCAGUCUGCUGCUCCCGAGAAAGGGGAAGAAGCUAGCCUGAUUACGCAGGCCCCUGUGCCUUUGCUUCCUAACUAUGGCGAAGGGAAGAUACUGCACUACUAUACUGAUCUCGCGGGUCUCGUUAACGCCAAGGAGCGCACGUUGCAAGAGUUUGUCGCUCUUGGGAAACAAUGCGACCUUGUGCUAGUCAAGGUUUGGGAUUGUGGCGAGUCUAGCGCUCUGGAAUUCAAGAAGAAUGACUAGUUUUCAAUUUUCAGAGAUGCUACAACAGAGGUUCCGGCUUCCGCACUGCAUAGAUACGUCAAGUACUCUCACUAUCAACUUGCUUGUAAAUGCGUGCCAGCGUUCGCAUCACCAAAUGCUACCACUGAUACCCU
Messenger RNA from Somion occarium, 2386 nucleotides. Lineage: Eukaryota; Fungi; Basidiomycota; Agaricomycetes; Polyporales; Cerrenaceae. The record is from the annotation of a GenBank genome assembly.